AUGGAGGCAGAAGAUCCAGUGGGACGAACCACUACCGGAGGAGAUAGGCAGAGGCUUUGCUGCCUGGCGCAGGAAGAUGGACAUCAGCGAGACGGUAUUAUGGACGGACUCAAAAACGGUGCUGAGAUGGAUCGGCAGCACCCACCGCCGAAUAAGGCGGACCUUAGCCCGGAAUCCCGGUGGCUAAGCGGUCCCGCAUUUUUGAGGCUGCCAGCGAGCAGCUGUCCAGUGCCUGAGGAGGGAACUGAGCGUGGUCCGGAUGCACCUGAUGACGAGGAGAUGCCAAGUGAGUUUGCAUUGGUGGCCACAAAUGAAUUUGUCAUUCCGUUCCAGAGAUUCUCGAGCUUCAGCCGCCUGGUGAGGACCACAGCCUGGGUCUUGAGGUUUGCGCGUUGGUGCCGCAAACAGAGAAGCGAGCUCAAGGAAUACGGACUCACUGCAAAGGAGUGUGAGGCCGCGGAGAACCUGCUGGUAAGGCAGGCCCAAUUGGAAUCGUUUCCCGACGAGAUGAGGUCGUCGAAACGCGGAAAGGAAGUCGCCAGCUCGAGUGAGAUUCGAGGUCUGGCGCCGUACAUGGAUGAACAUGGAGUUCUGCGAGUUUAUGGCAGAAUUGAUGCCGCGCUGUGCAUGCCGUACAGUGCGAGGAGGCCUGUGAUACUGUCACACAGGCACAGUCUUACUGAGAUGAAGGAGGUGAUCUCGUCGUGCAACGAGUGCAAGUUGCAACGAACGCGGCCGAUGCCGCCGAUAAUGGCACCCCUUCCAGAGGAUCAAUUGGAAGCGGGUGGAUGGCCAUUCAAAUAUACUGGAAUGGACUACAUUGGACCACUGCUGGUGACUGUCGCCCGUCACCGAGAGAAGCGUUGGGUCGCCUUGUUCACAUGUUUGACGACAAGGGCGAUUUAUCUGGAGCUGGCGCAUGACCUGUCGACGGAUUCCGCAGUCGUCAAACGCGCCUUCGGACCUCUCUUCGGACCUACUUGUGUGGGGGGAGUCGUUAAAGGCAACUCCAUAUGA
This is a messenger RNA of Drosophila kikkawai, 1017 nucleotides long. Lineage: Eukaryota; Metazoa; Arthropoda; Insecta; Diptera; Drosophilidae. The record is from RefSeq and is a predicted model, not a curated record.